Pelobates cultripes (western spadefoot toad) is the source of this 402-nucleotide messenger RNA. Lineage: Eukaryota; Metazoa; Chordata; Amphibia; Anura; Pelobatidae. The record is from the annotation of a GenBank genome assembly.
AUGUGGAGCUGCCUGCCUGCUAUCCAGACCAAAAGGUGGACCACAAGAUGGCUGACAGCCGCCAACUACAAGGACAUAUGCAACAGCGGCCACAAUGAGACCCAAGCGACUACAUUGAGAUUUUCCUACAGAGACUGGAUGCACACUUCUGGACUAAGUUGGAAGCCAAGACAGCAGCGCCCCAGAUGCAGACACCAGGCGGUGAACAGAGAAGCAAACAAGAGAAUGGCAGGAGGCCCCCGACGCAAGCGACACAAACACACUCAGCUAACCUACGUGGGCCGAAAAACCGCCAAACAAACCUCUUACAUCCACCCGCCUGGGCGGACAGCUCGUCGUCGCCGGACCAAACAGGCAGCCACAACCCCUCAGCAGCGACACCAGCGAAAGCCCAAAACUCUG